CUAUAAUCUCUGACUGCUAUUGAUUGGUCGACGAGGAGAUGUGAAAAAUGGCUGCCUUGCCCUCUCCUACUCAGGUGGCAGGGACCCACUGUGCUAUAUACGAAGCUUAUUAUCAUCAAGUUGACCCCAAUGGCACUGGGGCCAUACAGGCUCCCGAGGCUGCGAGGUUUCUCAAAAAGUCCCAACUUAGCGAUGUUGUACUCAGCAAGAUCUGGGAUCUGUCCGAUCCCACGGGGAAGGGCUACUUGGACAGACCGGGCCUGUUCGUGGCGCUGAAACUGGUCGCGCUGGCGCAGGCCGGCAAGGACAUCAACAUGAGCAACAUACACUCGGAGACGCCGCCGCCCAAAGUGGGCGAGAUACCAAAGGUGCCUCCCGGCGGGAUGCCGCCGGCACGGCCCGCGGCGCCGUCGCCGUCGCCGGCGCAGGCGCGGGACAAGGAGCCGCCGGUGGUGGACUGGAGCAUCAAGCCGGCCGAGCGCGACAAGUACAACCAGCUGUUCGACUCGCUGCAGCCCAGCAACGGCCUCAUAGCCGGCAACAAGGUAAAAGGAAUGUUGGUGGAGUCCACUCUACCGAUAGACAUACUGGGCAGAAUCUGGGACCUGGCCGACCAGGACAAAGAUGGCAUGCUCGAUAGGCACGAGUUCAUGGUGGCGAUGCACCUGGUGUACAAGGCGCUGGAGACGCGGCUGGUGCCGGCCACGCUGCCGGCCGAGCUGCGCAGCCGGCCGGCGCGGCCGCCGUCGCGUCCGCCGUCCCGCCCGCCCUCGCGGCCGCCCUCGCCGCAGCCGCGCCCGCCGCCCCGCCCACACGCGCCCGUCUCGCAACCGCAACCGCAACCGCAACCGCAACCGCCGCCCUCCAACGCCACGCUGCUCGAGGGUCUGCUCGAUCUUUCUAGUCCGCCUACCCAGACGGCGCCGGUGUCGUCGUCGCUGGCGGGCGGCGGUGCUGGCGGCGGUGUGACGUGGGUGGUGACAGCGGCCGAGCUGGCGCAGGCGGACGCGCAGUUCGCGGCGGCCGACGCCGACCGUGACGGCUUCGUGUCGGGCGCCGAGAUCAAGGACACCUUCCUGCAGACUGGCCUGCCGCAACACACGCUCGCGCACAUAUGGGCGCUGUGCGACACGGGCGGCGCCGGCAAGCUGUCGCGCGAGCAGUUCGCGCUCGCCAUGUGGCUGGUGCGGCGCGCGCUGCGCGGCCAGCCGCCGCCGCCCGCGCUGCAGCCGCACCACCUGCCGCCCUCCUGCCGCCCGCACGCGCACCACCUACACCAGCAACAGAUCGAGCCUGUGAGCCUGGGCCCGCAGCCCACGCCGGAGAUGGAGGCGAUCGCGCGCGAGGUGGACGCGCUGGCGCGGGAGCGGCUGGCGCUGGAGGCCGAGCUGGCCGCCAAGCAGCGGGAGCUCACCGUCAAGGGCGGCGAGGCCGACAGCCUACAGAGCGAGCUGGACACUCUGACGGCCACAUUAAAACAGUUAGAAAACCAAAAAGGCGAAGCACAAAAAAGGCUAAACGACCUGAAGUCACAGGUGGAGAAGCUGCGGUCGCAGGUGGCGGCGCAGGAGGCGGCGGCGGCCGAGACCGAGGCGGAGCUGGCCGCGCGCCGCGCCGCCGCCGCCUCGCUGCGCGACCGCGAGCGCGCGCUGCACGACGAGCUGCGCGCGGCCGACCUGCACGCGGACGCCGCCACCGCCCAGCUGCGCCGCACCGUGCUCGCCGUCAGCCAGGCGAACAUUAAAAUAACACAUUUAGAAGAACAAUUAAGGCUAAUAGAGACGGCUUCGGAAGCCCUAGCGGCGAGUACGGCGGGCAGCGUGGCUGCGCACGCGCACCUGACGCUGCAGCCGCAGUUCUCGCAGCAGCACCUCGAGCGCAUAGUGCGCGGCGCCACGCCCAGCGAUGCGCUUGAGGACGAGCCGUUCGCGAGCGAGUUCUCGUCGAUGAACGGGUCGGCGCGGGCGGCCGCCGACCCCUUCGCCGCCGCCUUCCCGCCCGCCGACCCCUUCGCGCCCGCCGCCAGCACCGCCACCGCCACCACCACCACCACCAACCAGAUACAGGACGGCUUCAGUACGGAUCCGUUCGCGUCGAGCGCGGACCCGUUCGCCGGCGACGCGUUCGCAUCUACAGACAAUACUAAAACUAACAGUGAUGCGGCGAGUGCUGGCGGUGCUGGUGCUGGUGGUGCUGGUGCUGGUGGUGCUGGUGGCGGCGGCGCGUGGGAGGAGGAUCCGUUCGCGGUGCUGCACGCGCCGAGCCUGCCGCCCAAGGCGCACAAGGUGCCGCCGCCGCGCCCCGCGCCGCCGCGCCCCACGCCGCCGCACAAGACCCGCGCCAACACUAUGGACUUCACCGAGGACCCCUUCAAGGACUACAGGUACGAGGAUCCGUUCAAUAUAGAGGACCCGUUCGCUGACGCCGUCGACUCAAACAAGACUGACAUGUUCACGAGGCCUAUGUCAGUGGCCGCCGCGGGCUUCGAGACCGACGACUUCUUUGGGACCACCCCCACCGCUAACGGCACCUUCACGCGCCACGACAAGCGCAGCGGCCGCGCGUCCGCUCCCCCCGUGGCGUACGACCCGUUCGCCACCCGCUCAGACUUCAAGACGACCGCUGCCCCCACAGAUACCAACAGCAAUACAUGGGCGGCGUGGCCGAACGACGACUGGGCGACGGACGACGCCUGGUCCAAACCGACUAGCCCGCCCAAAGACACGUGGUCCGCCAAAAACACUAACUCGACAAGUACCGACUGGAAGACCGAUAACUGGGCGAACAAGUCUGAGAACUGGGCGGUGGACUGGGGCUCUGACCACAACAAGAACCUGAACGAAACGUGGCCCUCGAACACGCUGCCCAGCAAAAAAGAGAAGUCGCCCAAACCGGUCAAGUAUGCCAGGUCACUGGUGAACACGAUAGGCGGGAUAGGGCGGAGUAGACAGAAUAAAGAAAAGAAGUCGAAAGCGACAUCAUUGGAGGCCCGCAGCGCUGAGUUCUUGCCGUCAGAGGAGCAGCAGUGGGCGUGGGCGGCGGCCGAGUCUAAAAAGCUGGAGGACGAGGCCGAGGCUAGGCGGAGGCAGGAGGACGUCGAGCUUCAGCUAGCUCUGGCGAUAUCGAGGCAAGAGAAGUGACCUCGAUGCGGCAUCGAGCUGGAUUUACUCGGUAAGAAAGGUUUGGACGUCACGAUGCAGGAGUCGAUGCGUUUUUUUGUUCGUCCAUCUUUGUUUCACGAUUAUGUACCUAAAUGUACAGUUAAUUUGAUAUAAUAGUAAGUGGUCAAAGUAAGAAUAGAAGAUCGCUGUAGGAAGGCCAAUGACCUUGACCUGUCGACAGGUACUUGAAAAGUACAGUUUGCUGUAUAAUUUGAAAGGAAAAUAAUUUUGUAUAUAUAACAUUUAUUUAACUAUUAGAAUUACUUUUGACAGCUAAGCUAACAAUAUGGUGGGCAGUUAGCCCUAUUCUUACUCUGAUCACACUAUAAUUGUUUUGUAUUAAGAAAAAGAGAUUCAGCAUUCCACGAACUAGACAGUUUUGUUACCAUCAUCAAGAAGAGACUGGUAGGUCUUGUUUAGUCUGUGCAGCCUCAGAUCUUGGGUUCGUAUAAAUGUCUCGAUUGAUUGAUCUUAAUCGAGAUAUUUUAUCGAUACCAUUUUGUAAUACUCGAUAUGUCACUCGAAUUUUGAUAUUAUGCCAUAAAGUAAUUAUUGUUUUUUUUUUGUUAAUUUUUAUUUCUAUGUAAAUAAAUGUAUCUGAAAUUAGUUAACAAUUAUCAAAUUUAUUUUUUAUAAUGGCAACACUGAACCGCUUAUUUGUAUUUAGAUAAGGGCGGCACGAGUUAACUUCUGAUGGUUGCAACAGAAUCGGCAUUGACAUGUAUAGAUUAAAAACGUCUUGUUAUUUUAUUUUUUUUAUGCUUUUAAUAAGCUUCGAAUUAAUGUAUCACUAGUCAAAUUGUCGUAGGGGUCUCAGGUGAAUCACAGCAUAUUACGUGGUAAAAAUUAACGUCGCAGCUCGGUACAAAAAUGCCGUCGUGUUAAAUAUUAUAUAUAUAUAUUUACCCACUACAGAGAAAUUAUUUAUUAUAAAUAUAUAUAUAUAUAUAUAUAUAUAUAUAUAUAUAUAUAUAUAUA
Molecule: messenger RNA, 4139 nt
Organism: Galleria mellonella (greater wax moth)
Lineage: Eukaryota; Metazoa; Arthropoda; Insecta; Lepidoptera; Pyralidae
Gene: Eps-15
Product: epidermal growth factor receptor substrate 15-like 1
Exons: 17
Coding region: 48-3140 (1030 amino acids)
Biological process (GO): endosomal transport; endocytosis
Cellular component (GO): plasma membrane; clathrin coat of coated pit; cytoplasm
Molecular function (GO): calcium ion binding; protein binding
Source: RefSeq, a predicted model, not a curated record